CCGGCGGGCCCCCCCCCGGCGGGCCGCUCGCCGCCACGGCUCCCCCAGGAGGGCCGAGCUGGCGCCUGGGUCUGCCCGGCGGAGAGCGGAGAUGGAGCCGACCACUCCUCCACCACCGCCGCCUCCUCCACCUCUUCCUCCACCAACUCCACCUCCACCUCUUCCUCCGCCAACCCCUCCUCGGCGAUGAUGUCGGGGGCGACGCUGGGCGGAGAGUCGCAACCGCAGCCGCUCGGCUCCUUCCUGUGCAGCGGCUGCGGCCGAGUGGGAGCGUCAUCGACGGUGCCGGCCGGGCCUCUCGCCGGAGUCAGCCACACCCCUCGCUCCGACGACGUCACGGCCCUCACCUCGGACUACGACAGCUCCGUGGAGAACAACCACGUGGGUGAGGGGGAGGGGCGCGGGGGUGGGGGGGGCGACGGCAGCCGCCCCCUCCCCUCCAAACUGCUGCUGCCCCUCGCUGAGGCCCAGGAGGAGGCGGGGUUGCCCUGCUCGCCCACCCUGGUGAUGGAGGGUCUGGAGCCCCUCAUGUCCGGAAUCCACAACUGGAACUUCCCCAUCUUCGAUCUUGUGGAGCUCACCGGGGGUGCCUGCGGUCAAAUCCUCAGCCAGGUGACGUACCGCCUGUUUGAGGACACGGGCCUCUUCGCGCUCUUCAAGAUCCCCGUGGCGGAGUUCAUGCGCUACUUCCACGCGCUGGAGAGCGGAUACCGCCACAUCCCCUACCACAACCGCAUCCACGCGACGGACGUGCUGCACGCCGUGUGGUACCUCACCACGCAGCCCAUCCCCGGAUUCCCUGAGGUCCCCCGCGACCCGAGCGACACGGCCGCGUUCACAAAGUCGCGCACGUGGGGCGCGACGGGAGACAUGGAGUCGGGGUCCUCCGAGUGCUUGGCGGGCGACGCGGAGUCGGGGUACGGGUGCCUGGCGUCGGUCAUCCCCGCGCUGGAGCUGAUGGCGCUGUACGUGGCGGCCGCCAUGCACGACUACGACCACCCUGGCCGCACCAACGCCUUCCUGGUGGCCACCAGCGCCCCGCAGGCCGUGCUGUACAACGACCGCUCGGUGCUGGAGAACCACCACGCGGCGGCCGCCUGGCACCUGCUGAUGUCGCGGCCCGAGUUCAACUUCCUGCCGGGGCUGUGCCACGCGGAGUUCAAGAGGUUCCGCUUCCUCGUCAUCGAGGCCAUCCUCGCCACCGACCUCAAGAAGCACUUCGACUUCCUCGCCGAGUUCAACGCCAAGGUGAGCGGUGCGGACGGCUCGGGCAUCGACUGGAGCCAGGAGAACGACCGCCUCCUCGUCUGCCAGAUGUGCAUCAAGCUGGCGGACAUCAACGGGCCGGCCAAGAUCCGGGAUCUGCACCUCCGCUGGACCACGGGCAUCGUGAACGAGUUCUACCAGCAGGGCGACGAGGAGGCGACUCUGGGCCUGCCCGUGAGCCCCUUCAUGGACCGCACCGCGCCGCAGCUCGCCAAGCUCCAGGAGUCGUUCAUCACGCACAUCGUGGGGCCGCUGUGCCGCUCCUACGACUCGGCGGGCCUCAUGCCGGGGGCCUGGGUGGAGCGCGACCCCGACGAGGCGGGGCGGUCCGCAUCGUCGGACGACGAGGAGGACGACGACGACGAGGAGGAGGACGACGAGGAGGAGGACGAGGACAGCGACGAGGACGGCGACACGCGGCACGCCAAGCGAAUGAGGAAGAAACGCCCGCGCAAGUACUUCUGCCACCUGACGCACCACCUGCUGGAGAACCACGAGAUGUGGAAGCGAGUGAUCGAGGAGGAGGAGGCGGCGGAGGAGGAGGAGGAGGAGGAGGAGAGGAGGAGGACGAAGGCAGCGAUCGCGCCGGCCCAGGGUCAGGGGUCGCCAACGACGACGGCGGCGGCGGCGGCGGAGGCGGAGGAGGAGGAGGAGGAUGGGGAGGAAGGUGGCGACCGGCGGCAGUUCAGGCCCUGUGGCGGUGACGACGGCGCUGCUGACGACGACGACGACGGCGACGGCGACGACGGUGGAGUCGGCCGCGACGCCGGGCGCGGCGCGGGCCGCUCCGACCCCCACCGCGUGCGGCGGAGGAAGCGGGCUCGUCGGUGCAGCCACGAUGGCGCCGCGUCUCACGCCUGACGCGCCAAGGAGGGACUGGGUGCGUGCGGCGGGGCGAGGCCUGCACGGAGCGAGGCCUGCAUGAGGUUUGAAUGGGCGAGGCCUACACGAGUCUCACGGGGCGAGGCCUUGGCGAGGCCUUCACUGGGCGAGGCCUUCGCAUGACAAGGCCUGGGCGAGGCCUUCACUGGGCGAGGCCUUCGCGUGACAAGGCCUGGGCGAGGCCUUCACUGGGCGAGGCCUUCGCGUGACAAGGCCUUGGCGAGGCCUCACGGGGCGAGGCCUUCGCAUGACAAGGCCUGGAAGAGGCCUUCACUGGGCGAGGCCUUCGCAUGACAAGGCCUUGGCGAGGCCUUCACUGGGCGAGGCCUUCGCAUGACAAGGCCUGGGCGAGGCCUUCGCGAGGCCUUCACGGGGCGAGGACUACGUGGGUCCAUAUAGGGUAAACGUAAGGGACCAGGUACCCCAAGCGCCAUCUAUGAAGCGCUGUGCAGGGCUGCAAGCCUAAGGCCUCGCCUGCGCCGCGGCUCUGAAUGUCCCAUGGCCGUGUUUCUUGUAUUUAAGCACAAAAAAAAGAAACGUGUUUGUUUUUCUCUCUCUCUCUGUCACGAAAAAAUCUCUUCACGAUGUAAUCUUCCCACACUUGAGCACUUGGAGGGGGUCCCCAGCGGGGAAUGCCUUCGUCCGGACCCCUCCCGUUCUUCCCUCUCAGGGUUUUUGAGUCACGUUUUGUACACCGCAGGAACAUGCACACGACUUCUCUAGCCUUGUCGAGUGAGUAGCCCCCUAGUGUCCCGUCGGUCUCCCCCCCCCCACAACCCCACCACCACCCCCACCACCACCCCCAUCCGAUGGAAGCAUAUUUUAAGAAGUAAUAAUAAUUUAGUCUUAAGGUAUAAAUGUUGAAGGACGCAAACGGUACGAGCGUUGAUGAUGACGACGUAAGAUCGAUUCGCGAUUUAACUUUUGGGCUAGGCACCCCCCCCAUUCCCUCCCCCCCCACUCCCUUCCUGUAACGGUGCGGGCCAAAUUGACGCCAUGAAGAAGCCUCCAAAACCACAACCGACUGGCGGAAAUUAUCUCUGAAUCGUCGCGCGUAACGAGGGCGUCGUAAAUGACGACAACGAUUGUCUCGACUAGCUCAACGGUUCGGUUUUGAGAUGAACGACCUCUCGCCUACGCGUCACCUGCCGCACGCAAUUGCGACUCGCGCCCAGUGCAGCCUCGGGUAACUCCAGGAUAGCCGGCACGAGAACGCUCGGCGCAGGUCCGAAAAGCGCCAACGCCGCACGCAUCUCCGCUGUUUCCAACGUGGUGGCGACGAUCUUGGUUUUCCCGCGGCGUUUCCCGGCCCAGCGAGUCGCGAGCGACGCGCAACGCCGCCAGCGAAUCACUCGCGACGCCGCGUGGAAAUUCGGGCCCUGCGCAGGCUUCUUUACAACGAAACAUUUGGGCUGAGCCACCUCCCCCCCCC
This is a messenger RNA of Petromyzon marinus (sea lamprey), 3580 nucleotides long. Lineage: Eukaryota; Metazoa; Chordata; Hyperoartia; Petromyzontiformes; Petromyzontidae. The record is from RefSeq and is a predicted model, not a curated record.